Messenger RNA from Linderina pennispora, 1053 nucleotides. RefSeq names its product UDP-glucose 4-epimerase. Gene Ontology annotation, cellular component: cytosol. The coding region runs from base 1 to 1053 and encodes 350 amino acids. The transcript has a single exon. Gene Ontology annotation, biological process: beta-D-galactose catabolic process via UDP-galactose, Leloir pathway. The record is from RefSeq and is a predicted model, not a curated record. Gene Ontology annotation, molecular function: UDP-glucose 4-epimerase activity. NCBI's taxonomy places the organism in Eukaryota, Fungi, Kickxellomycota, Kickxellomycetes, Kickxellales, Kickxellaceae.
AUGGCUGAAGCUUCGUCGUCCGCAACAUACGUCCUGGUCACCGGUGGUGCCGGGUUCAUCGGCUCGCACACUGUCCUGGAGCUGCUCAAGCAAGGCUACAAGGUGGUCGUGGUCGACAAUCUCUGCAACAGCAGCGACAUCCCUCUCCGGCGCGUUGAGGAGCUGGGUGGCCUGAAGGACAACUCGAUCCCGUUCCACAAGGUAGACCUGGGCGACCUCGAGGGCUUGCGUGGCGUGUUCCGGCAGUACAAGUUCUCGAGCGUGAUCCACUUUGCUGCGCUCAAGGCCGUGGGCGAGUCGGUGCGCAAGCCGCUCAACUACUACCGCAACAACAUCACCGGCACGCUGAACCUGCUCGACGUGAUGAUCGAGUUUGACGUUAAGAACAUUGUGUUCUCGUCGUCUGCUACCGUCUACAAGGCAGACCCAGAGGGCAAGCCGCUGCGCGAGGACAGCCCGCUGGGCUGCACGAACCCGUACGGCCGCACCAAGCUGUACAUGGAGAGCAUCAUUCGCGAUGUGACCGAUGCUGAGCACGGGUGGAACGCCAUCAUGCUGCGGUACUUCAACCCGACGGGCGCGCACGUGUCGGGCCGUAUGGGCGAGGAUCCGAAGCAGAUCCCGAACAACCUGAUGCCGUAUGUGUCGCAGGUGGCCGUGGGCAAGCUGAAGGAGGUGCAUGUGUUUGGCACCGACUACAACACGCGCGACGGCACGGGCGUGCGCGACUACAUCCACGUGAUGGACCUCGCCGAGGCCCACGUUGCAGCACUCAAGCGCCUGCCGGAUAACCACGGCUACGAGGUGUUCAAUCUAGGCUCAGGCACCGGCCAGUCUGUGCUCGAGAUGAUCGACGCCAUGUCGGUUGCGUGUGGACACAAGAUCCCGUACGUCAACGACCCGCGCCGUCCUGGCGAUGUCGCCACGGUUAUCUGCAACCCGGACAAGGCUGCCGGCGAGCUAGGCUUCAAGGUCAGCCGCGACCUCAAGUCGAUGUGCGAGGACCUGUGGCGCUGGCAGGAAAACAACCCGAACGGCUUCACCCAGGAGUAA